AUUUUAGCUUGGUUGGCAACUCCCCUGGAGUUGCUCUUCUGCCGCUCUCUGCCUUGCCCCUCCACCCGCCCCUCCCGCCGCGAGAUCCGGCUCCGCUCGCAGAAGCUUCUCGAACGCCCGUUCCAUGAGCGUCAGAUCGGCCGUCGCCAUGGGCUGCGCUGGAUCCACUCCCAAAGUCGAUGAGAACAGUAAGAAGCUGAAAAAGCCCAAGGCUUGGAAGCACACUCAGCCAAUUACACCAGCACAACUGAAACAGAUGCGUGAUGAAUUCUGGGACACGGCUCCGCAUUAUGGUGGCCAAAAAGAGAUUUGGGAUGCUCUUAAAGUUGCUGCAGAAUCUGAUUUAGCCCUUGCACAAACCAUAGUGGACAGUGCUGGGAUCAUCGUUUCAAAUCCUGACAUGACGCUUUGCUACGACGAGAGAGGUGCCAAGUACGAGCUGCCGAAGUAUGUUUUGAGCGAGCCAACAAAUUUGAUCCGCCAAGGUUGAACGUUCAUUUGGUCGCUGAUUCUCGAUUGUAACUUUCGGAGACAAUGAACCUCCUUUUAGCACUGUAUAGUAAUCUUAUUGGUCACGUUGUAGACCUGCCACUGAAAUCGCUUAUACAUGGCAGUGCUGACUUUGCUGCAUAUAUACAACAGCUCCAUCAGUUGCACUUGAA
This is a messenger RNA of Setaria italica (foxtail millet), 662 nucleotides long. Its product is annotated as ubiquitin domain-containing protein 2. Bases 125 to 490 code for a protein of 121 amino acids. The record is from RefSeq and is a predicted model, not a curated record. The transcript has 4 exons. Lineage: Eukaryota; Viridiplantae; Streptophyta; Magnoliopsida; Poales; Poaceae.